AUGAAUUAAACAGCAGAAAGCUAAUUAGAUUAAAAAAUAUGUAUAGAAAUUUUAUAAGAGUCAGAGCAAAAUUUCAAAAAAACUCAUUCAUUUGAAGAGAGAUUCAUAGAAUACUAAAUAAUAAGAUGCAAUUAUCCUGGAUUUAUACCAAUAGCUUGCGAAUUAGAGAAUAUAACAGAUGUUGAUGUAUCGAAGCAUAUCAAUUUCAGGUUUUAUGUAUCUGAUGAUAUCUUUGUUGGCCACCUUAAGAAUUAUUUGAAGGAGUUAUUUUAAAAAAGAAUAAAAACAAUGAAGAAAUCUCACCGCCUUCAUUUACUGAUUGAAGAUGAUGUCAUAAUUAAACAUGAUAUUCCAAUAAAGGAGGUUUAUACUAAAAAAGUUGAACCUGAUGGAUGGCUUUAUCUAAAACUAUCAAUCGAUUAUUGA
Molecule: messenger RNA, 426 nt
Organism: Tetrahymena thermophila SB210
Lineage: Eukaryota; Ciliophora; Oligohymenophorea; Hymenostomatida; Tetrahymenidae
Product: autophagy protein Atg8 ubiquitin-like protein
Exons: 5
Source: RefSeq, a predicted model, not a curated record